ACCGGUGAUUUGAGCUCAAACCAUCUACAGCAUAAGUAAAGACACCAAAAGGUUAUUUCAUUGGAAAGUAAACCAGGAUUUAAAACAAUUCUACAAACCGCCGCUUCUUUGGUAGUGGAUGAUGGCAUCCAUUCGGAGGCUUUAACUUUAGGACAACCCGAAUAUGCCAAUGGCAAUGCUCAAAGAAGACGUCCUGGUAACCGCAAACGUAAACGAAGACCUCAAUCAUCAACAACAGCUGAGGGAGAUGACAGCCCUACAGCCUCUAAUGCAACCCCCUAUUGGCGUGGUCAAGUCGAAGAUGAUAAGGAAGAGAAAACCUCUGCCACCAAAAAACAAGACCCUGAAGGAAAUAUGCGUCCUUCUCUACAGGCUUCUUUCAAAAGACGUAAACAACCCACCAUAAAAGAACCCUUGGCAGCCUUAGAAAAAGAACAGAAACUCUACGAAAUGCGCAAUAAACCGGAAAGCUCUACUGAAGGAAACACUGUAAAUCGUAAUUCGGCCAAUUUAAAGAAUAUUUUAAAAAAUAGUGGUGGCUUAAGUUUGAGUGAGAUACUACAACAGAAAAAUCUUUCUCUCGAUGAUUUGCUUAAAGGUAAACAGAAUGCUUUGCAAGCUUUACAGACAACAGCCAGCUCACCGCAGGAGAAGGUAAAUCAUGCCAAAUAUCCCUCAUUUAAGGCCAACUAUAAGCCGAAUACGAGCAAUAAUAAACAAAGCGAAAGUAGUUCAGAGGAUGUCUAUAAUUCAAAGGAGAAAUCCAAGUUGACCGCUUUGCAUAGACUCAAAUUAUUUGGCAGUUCUUCAAGACCCUCGGGCAUACAAGUGGGUUUAGCUGAUCAUUUGACUACACGCAAGAGGGAAGGUGGCUUAUAUUCCUCAACUACCAGCACAACCACAACCACUACCACGCCAAAACCUUCUACCACCAAAAUACCUUUAUACAAGAAAAUCUUACAUCAAAGACCCACUUUGAAGCCGACAUUUUUGUUAAAGAACACCGCUAUAAUGGCCAGUAACCAACCGCAUAGAGUGGUUAACUCCUGGGAUAGUAAAGAGCAAAUAGAGGAAGAACCAGCUGACAUGAAAGAGCAGGAAGAUGAAAUACAACAAAUGCAGGAAGACGAUUGGAAAGUAGUACCACCAAGUAUGCAGAUAUUUAGCACUAAACCGCCAGAAUCUACAGAAACAACUACCUGGAAAUGGGAAACAACUAUGGCUCCCACUACUACUACCAGCACCACCAGUUCCACUACCACAACUUCAGCAAAACCUAUAACAGAGAAAGCCACCAACCGAGAUUUAACCACCUCUACCAGAAGAAUGUAUACCAGCACCAGAGGUUCAGGAAGGACCACUUUUCGUUACACAACUUCGACCACUACACCAGCUACGACAAGCACCAGCACCACCUCAACAACAACUACAACCACCACCACUACAACAACACCUUUACCUAUGACAACAACCAGCACAACCUCGACAACAACCGCCAGCAGCAGCACCAUGAAUUUAACACCCAAAGCUAAUCUUAAUCUCAAUACUGAAGAUCUACGUGAACGUAUACAAGAAACACUGCUAAAAAAUCUCAUAGAAAAAGAAGAUUCGUUUAAGAAAUCCUCUUCAGGCGAGGAAAACGAUCAUGAGGAAAACGAUGAUGAUGAAGAUGAUUUGGAAAAUUUCUUUGAGGAAACUAUUAAACCCAAAACAACAAAAUAUUUUGAGACAUCCACCAUUACUACAAGAAUGAAACAGUAUACGCCUUCCUUAUACUCCCACACUAGUUCAACUGCCCCUCCAACACCUUCCACAACACCCACAGCUAAUCCCAACAUUAUACCCGAUUUUGAUAAUGUAGACGAUCGUACUGAUCUUUUGGAGCUAAUAGAAGAUCGUCGUUCGGGCAAUAGAUUAUUUAAGGUUUUGGAACAACGUAAUAUGACUUUAGAGGAAUUAAUAGAACAUCGUAAACGUGGCUCUAGCCAACUACAUUUAGCUACCAUAGUUGAGACACCCUCACGUUUUUAUCCCGACAAAAAGGUUGUUCUACAAGAUAACAUGGAUAUUGUUACGGCCUUUGAAAAUUUUCCCCACUUUAAUUUGCUCAACUUGAAAAGUGUUAAACCGGAUGAUAUUAAAACCGAUUCGCAGGGUUCCAGUUAUUUUACCUCCAUCAUUGAUAUAGAGCCCACCGAUGAGGUGUAUAGGAAACGCAAUGGUGGCCACGGAGGAAUAAUAGGAGAGCUGGAUAAAGCUUCUCUACUGCCAGAUCGUUCAGAAAAGUCUUUAGGUUUCUUCCCCUCUUGGAAAACUUUAGCGUUAGCCUCUUUAGGCAACAGUAAUAAAAAUAAUAAAGAUGCUGACAAUAAGCGUAACGCCAACAGAAACCCCUACUAUUUGCAGCAACCAAAAAUGCUACUCGAAAACAAUUCUAAUAAUGACGAAAAUGAGGCAGAUGACGAUGAAGAUUUAUAUGAUAUAAAAGAAAAUGAACUUACUCUUAUGGCUCAUGAUGAGGAAGACAAUGAAGACGAUUAUCAGGCACAAAAUCCCAUACAAGCGGCAGUACGCUUGCCCGAACAAACAGCAGAAGCUAUAGAAAAUGAAGUGGCCAGAGCCCAUGAUUUAGUUGAUCUUGAAUUAUCGGGUCAUGGUUUUAAAAGAAGACCACAAGCACCUGGGGCUUUAGCUCACAGUCAUAGACAUGGUAGUUUUUAUACCAAUAUGCCACCGGGCAUUAAGUCCGCCAUAGUGGCUAGUGCCACUAUAGUCUUAACAGCUUUGGUAACUUUUAUGGUAAUAUUUGCCGUUUGCAAAUGGAAACAACGUAGACAUCGUAUGUCGAAUAUUAUGAAAUCUUAUAAUGCCAUGAAAAGUAAAUUACCCACUAUAGCUACAACAGCAACGGGUGCUGCAGUGGCAAGUACUAAUAGCAGCACAAAUCCCAAUUCCAGACGUUCUUCAUUAAGAGAAAUGCAAGAUUUAUUAGGGGGUAGUGGUUUAUCGGUAGCAGCCACCAUAACCACCACCUCCAGCGGAGUGCCAAAUACACCCAUACAUCAUCAGCAUCACAAUUUAACACCCUCACCACAACUUACAAACUCCUCCCAAGCAACAACAAUGUUGGCCGGUAAUUGCAGUAAAAACAUCAACAACUUUUACAACCACCAAACUAACAACAGCAAUAGCAAUAACAACUCUAGUAAUAACAGCAACAGCAGCUGUGGCCUGAGGCCAUUACAACGACAAAGUUCAUUAUUAUUUCAGCGUUCAUUUAACCAAAACCACACUAACUCAUCACAUAACCAACUCAGUAACAGUAACAACGAUAAACCCACAAAUCUGUCCAUUUUAAGUGGCUGUAAUUUGUUGGAUCUUAAACGUAACAAUAAGAUGAACGGCUCUACCACCUCAUUAAGUUUUUCGCUGACGAGUGGUCAUAAUAUUUCCAACUCCCACAUAAACACCAUGGAUGCCAAUUCACCCGAAGUGCAAGAAUAUUUAUUUGAUACUUUAAGAAAUUCAUAUUAAAAUGAUUUAAAGUUUUUUUUUAAACGAAUGUGAUGAGGAAAUAAAGAGAAUUGUUUUCUGUGGUAUUUUUCUUAAUUAAAAAAACACAAACUUUAGCAAAUUAAAUUAAGAGAAAGCAAAAGGAUAAAAGAGAAACAGUCGAUAAGGCGAAUGCUUAAAAUAAUCUAAAAUAACAUCAUGAUAAGCAAAAAGUGUAC
Lucilia sericata (common green bottle fly) is the source of this 3731-nucleotide messenger RNA. RefSeq lists its product as uncharacterized. Bases 355 to 3534 code for a protein of 1059 amino acids. The transcript is spliced from 3 exons. The record is from RefSeq and is a predicted model, not a curated record. NCBI's taxonomy places the organism in Eukaryota, Metazoa, Arthropoda, Insecta, Diptera, Calliphoridae.